AUGAAUAGCGACGAAGAAUUGUACGAAGAGACACUUCGAUAUGAAAACGAAAUAUACCGAGAUCCACUCGACCACGAGAUCAGCGAUAGACUGUCUUUGACCGAUACGUCCUCUUUGAGCACUAUACAAAGUAGUUCUCCUUCAUCACUCUUCAAUACACCUUCGAAAGUUCGCGCAGAAACUACCUUUGAUGGUUCUUUUGAAACUCCCUCACGGACUUCUUUGGCGAGCCAAUCUUCAAUAAGAUCCCAAUCCCAAAUUCAACCUGCUUCGUCUCGUAGCUCGUAUUAUCUUCUCAAGACUUCAUCUUCUUCCUCAUCCUCUCCAUCGUCUCCCCCACGUGCCAAUCUCAACUUUUCAGAGAUUGAAGAGUCAAAAUACGGCAUUAAUCACGCUCACGUCAGAAUGCAGAUUGACAACCCCAUAUACAUACCGGGAGAUGGUGACAACCCUAUAUACAUACCAGGAGAUGAAGAUACAGACGAGGGUGAGGAUAAUGAUGAGGGAGAAGGAGAACGUCAAGAAGAACGUGAAGAAAUAAAUGAAGGAGAAAUUGAGGUAUUAGACGCAGAAGAACCAUUUGCAAUACAGUUAAUAUCAGCAACAAAUACUACUACAUCCACCGAUGCGAUCGACCUGUCCGAGGAGUUUGACGGGCCACCGGUGAAGAAAUCCAAUAGAUAUUUCAUGCUCAAUCAUUGUCCCCUCUGUAAGCAGCUUGGUCAUCUGAAAAUCAACUGUUCUCGUAAUCGUAAAAUAAAUCAAAGUGCUGUCCGCUCUGCCAAUAAGCUUGAAGAUGUAUGGAGAAAAUAUAAAUAUGAAGUGGAUUGUGACUUUGACAAAAACGUGAGAAGUUUUUGUUAUACAUGUGGAGUAAGAGGACAUUUUGGCGAUGAAUGCAAAUCAACUAGCACAGGCUAUUCUGCAUUUUCGAAAUAUCACAUCACCAAAGCCGAGAAGCACAUAAUGGAUUUGCGUGAGAAAGCAAAGGAAGCAAUUGCCGGUUAG
Molecule: messenger RNA, 1008 nt
Organism: Paraglomus occultum
Lineage: Eukaryota; Fungi; Glomeromycota; Glomeromycetes; Paraglomerales; Paraglomeraceae
Source: the annotation of a GenBank genome assembly